Dipodomys spectabilis (banner-tailed kangaroo rat) is the source of this 1709-nucleotide messenger RNA. RefSeq names its product CD80 molecule (gene Cd80). The transcript has 6 exons. The record is from RefSeq and is a predicted model, not a curated record. Bases 455 to 1240 code for a protein of 261 amino acids. NCBI's taxonomy places the organism in Eukaryota, Metazoa, Chordata, Mammalia, Rodentia, Heteromyidae. Gene Ontology annotation, cellular component: external side of plasma membrane. Gene Ontology annotation, biological process: positive regulation of T cell proliferation; negative regulation of T cell proliferation; cellular response to lipopolysaccharide.
UCUAAGUAUUUCUGAGUGAACUCAACUCCUCUGUCAAGCAAAGGGAAGUUGGAAAGUUGGAAGUUGGUGGGGGAAUGCCACCUCUCUGAUAUUUUACUCAUAGAAAUACUGAGAGUCCUACCAUUACCCUGCAGGCAGCAAAGGGAUCCCAGAAGCAAGCCACGUCCUUUGGCUUUUAAUCAUAAAAGAAAAAGGAGACAUUUUCUUCAGCAAGUUGUGACAAUAAAUCCACCAUUUUCAGAGACCCAGGAACACUAUCCAAUCUCUCAGCAGUGUGAGAGAUUUGUAACCAUCACCUGAAGAAUCCUUGAUCUGAAACUAGUGAAUUGUCUUCUUCCCCUGUUGGAAGUGCAUCACUAAGUUUUCUUCCACCUGCUUUUGUGAGCCUAGGAGGUGCUCAGAUCCUGGGAUAUACAUUACCAGCUUCUGUUCUUCAUCCUAAGCCUCUGAAGCCAUGACUCACCCAGUGAGCCAGGAAACACCAAAAUCCAAGUGUCCCUACCUCUGGCUUUCUACAUUUUUGGUGCUGGCUUGUCUUUUCCACAUGUCGUCAGGCAUAGAUGUUACGGUGUUCAAAGCAGUGAAAGAAAUGGUAGCCCUGUCCUGUGGUUAUCAAAUUCCCCUUGUUGAACUGUCCACAAGUCGGAUCUACUGGCAAAAAGACAAUCAAGUGGUGCUGAGUAUCACAUCUGGGGUUCUGAAAGUGUGGCCGGAGUACAAGAACCGGACCUUCUUUGACAGCACUAAUAACCUGUCCCUCGUGAUCCUGAACCUGCACUUGUCAGAUGAGGGCACCUACACCUGCGUCGUGCAGAAGAAGACUGACCAAACGUACAAACUAGAGCACCUACGCUUGGUAGCCCUCUAUGUCCGAGCUGACUUUCCCACUCCUAGUAUAACUGAAUCUGGAGAUCCAUCUCCUGACAUAAAGAGGAUAACAUGCUCAACCUCUGGAGGUUCCCCCAAGCCUCGCCUCUCCUGGUUGGAAAAUGGAGAAGACGUAAAAACUCACAACACAACCAUUUCUCAAGAUCAUGAAACUAAGAUGUUCACCAUUACCAGCCAACUGGAUUUCAACAUUACCAUUGACCACAUCUUCCUGUGUUCCAUCCAGUAUGGAGACUUCCGCGUGUCACAGAAUUUCACCUGGCAUGCAUCAGCCAGCGAACAGUUGCCUGACAAACAGCCCUCAUGGUUGGUCAUCAUCGUGGUGGUGCUUGUGGCUAUAAUCAGUACAUAGUCAUAAUCACUUUCCUGGCCUACAAGAGUCUUACCUUCAGUUGAAACUGACUUCAGGAAAUUUUAUAUGACCAGACCUGCCCCAACCUUGUCCUUCGACAAUGUCUUGUAGGAGGAGUCUCUCGAUUCAGUGGCUUUGCAGAAGGGUCUACAGGAAUGCAAUGGGCACCACAAUAGGUCUAGUAACUUUGUCAAGGAGGUCUUGAAACAAUUCUUUUAUGUCUGGAAGGGACAUUAGAGAAUGAGUGUUCAGAAACCCAGAGUCCCUGGGGGCCCUUCCCUUCAUAGUUAAACUCUGGGCCCUGUACUGGUCAGUCCAAGUGCUUCAGGAAACAGAAUUUGUCUAACACCAAGUCAUCUUCAGAGAAUUCAUCCUAUGUUCCUAUGCACUAUUGAAAACAAGAUCAUUUUGUUGAUUUAAAAGUUCAACUUGUUGGGGCUGGGAAGGUGGCUCAGGGGUAGAGUGCUUG